AUGAGGGCAAAGCAUGAAAACAAGGAGACUGCUCGCAGGGACUGGCAAGAAAAUUUCACUGCUCAGAAAAAGGCAGAGAUUCAGACCCGCAUGCAGACAAUACGUGGCCGCCGACAACAAGCCCAACAGUUCAUCAGGGCCCAGACAGAAGAGAAGAUUGCGUCAGCGAAGGCAAAAGCUAGAGCAGCUGAAUCGAAGUCGGAAUUCAUAGCCCGACAGAGGGCCGACGAAGAAGUGCUGAAUCAAGAAAUCGCGAGCCAUCGUGAUGCCCGCAUUGCCGAUAACAUCUACAAGGCAAGCCUUCUGCAGACCGAGCAGGUCAAGAGGAGGCUUCUCCAGCAGGAGAUGACUGCCCAACGACGAAUGAUGGUAGAGCAAGAGGCUGUCCGUCAGAGGGCCGCAUCUGCCGAGCGGCGGAGGGCUCGUUCCGAGUACAUGGAUGCCCGUCUCCGUGCCCACUCCGAGCAGCUGGAAGGCAAGCGCCAGGAGAGAGAGGCGAGGCUCGCCCACAAGCGACAACAAGUCGAGGCACGUCAUCAACGCCAUCAGGAGAUCAUGGAGCGAAUGAGAGAGCUGGACAUGCAACACCAUCAAACGAGCUCGCUGCUGAGGGAGUUGACGUGGCAGGCAGCCGUGAGUAACAGUCAGGACCGUCUCCUGCAGGAGCUCACGGCCGUUGCGCCACGAGUGGCUUCAGCACCUACGACGCCCAGGAGCCCUGGCGGAUUCACUAUGUCACCAGAAUCACAGUCAUGCCACACGCCACGACGAUUCAGCGCAGAUCGACUGGUUCCCGCGACACCCGGGAGCCCUGCCACUCUCCCACGGCCGGACAUCUCGCCACCACGAUCGCAGUGUCAGAACACGCCGCGGCGAGCCAAUGUGGAUCGGUCGGUUCCGGAGACACCCAGCAGCCCUGGCAGAUUCACAACGCCUUCACCAAGGGACAUAUCGUCCCCAGCAUCACAGUCCUGGGACAUGCUGCGGACAGUGAACGCAGAUCGGUUAAUUCCCCGUCCAUUUUGCUCGAGUAUGCAGACAGCUGCUAAGCCGAAUCUCUGGUUGUUCACGGCCGGGCUGCAGCCUCCGCCUCCUCCUUCCCCUCCUGCAGUCCCUCAGGUCAAUGUGGGCGCAUUAGCCCGCAUCCUCUGGUCGCCCCUGCCUGGGCCUGGACGCCAGCCGGUCGGCAUAGGCUCUGUUACCAGCUCAUCCUCCCUCGGGUCCCUCAGCUCCUUCAACGGCGGCGUGGAUGGCUGCGCCGUCCUGCACGGAAUUGUGAGUGGCUAG
Messenger RNA from Symbiodinium sp. CCMP2456, 1287 nucleotides. The record is from the annotation of a GenBank genome assembly. Lineage: Eukaryota; Dinophyceae; Suessiales; Symbiodiniaceae.